Messenger RNA from Abrus precatorius (Indian licorice), 3273 nucleotides. RefSeq names its product kinesin-like protein KIN-14L. The record is from RefSeq and is a predicted model, not a curated record. Gene Ontology annotation, molecular function: microtubule binding; ATP binding; microtubule motor activity. NCBI's taxonomy places the organism in Eukaryota, Viridiplantae, Streptophyta, Magnoliopsida, Fabales, Fabaceae. The coding region runs from base 84 to 3173 and encodes 1029 amino acids. Gene Ontology annotation, biological process: microtubule-based movement. The transcript is spliced from 20 exons.
CCCACAUAACAAAAGACACUUUUUUUGUUCUCUUCUCUUUUUCUUCAACUUGGGAACCAAGUCUUGGGUUUGUUUCGUUAAUCAUGGAUCAUUGUUCAAGAGGUGGGGUUCAUGAAUUCAACUUGGCUUCGAGAAAAGCAGAAGAAGCGGCUUGGAGACGCUAUGAGGCAACUCAGUGGCUGGAAAGCCAAGUGGGUCCUCUUGGUAUAUCUAAUCACCCUUCAGAGAGAGAACUUAUUUCUUGCUUGAGAAAUGGUCUCAUUCUUUGCAAUGCCAUUAACAAGAUUCAUCCAGGAGCAGUGCCUAAGGUUGUGGAUAGUCAAAUAGCUUCACAGUCACUUACUUGGGAUUCCCAGCCUUUGCCUGCCUAUCAGUAUUUUGAAAAUGUCCGCAACUUUCUUGUUGCAGUGGAAGAAUUAAAGCUUCCAGCUUUCGAAGCCUCUGAUCUUGAAAGGGAUACACUAGAGAUUGGAUCAGCAGCAAAAGUGGUUGACUGCAUUCUAGCGCUCAAGUCAUUUCAAGAGUUGAAGCAGAUGAACAAUCAGAAUGGAUCCAAUUACAAACACAUAAAAUCUCCUUUACUUAUGCUGUCGGCCAGUAGAAUGCAUUCAAGAGCUGCAGCUGCAUUACCCUCUGAUGCCUGUAGGCGCUUGGAUUUGUCUGCCACACUGGAAAAAAUGCCUCCCGUAGAGAGUGAUUUUCCGAAACGAGAAGCAGAAAUUGUGGAAUCACUUGUCAAGCUACUGGUUGACCGUAUGUUUGAUGCCAAAGAAAAUAUUGAUGGAAACAUUAUUGCUUCUCUUCGAAAUGAACACCUGGUAGCGCAGGAUCCAAUAAAGGUAUUUAAUCAGAUAAUGGCAUGUUGUAAUGCGGAGCAGACUCCUACAAGGUUCCACGAGUUGCUGUUGAUGCCAAAGGAUUUUGUGAAAGAAAAGAGUAGCUUACCACCUCAUGCACCUGAAAGUUCCAAGUGUUUGCGAGCUUGUCCUGCAAAAUGCAAGUGCAAUCAAGAGCAUCUUUUAGACAUGCAGGAAAAAGAGCUUAUGGAUCUCAAGGCUUUGAAGUUGAAAGUUAAGAAAGAGUUUGAAGAGAUGCAGUCAGAGUUUCAGAGGUUUUUUAAUGAUAUUGGAAGUCAAAUACAGGAGAUGUCAACUAAAUCUCUCGGAUAUCACAGAGUGGUAGAAGAGAAUAGGAAACUGUACAACAUGGUCCAAGAUUUGAAAGGUAAUAUUCGAGUUUACUGCAGAAUCAGGCCCUCAUUCAAGGCUGAAUCCAAGAAUGUUGUUGAUUUCAUUGGGGAAGAUGGUUCUCUAUUCAUUUUAGAUCCAACGAAAACACUAAAAGAUGGAAGGAAACUUUUCCAGUUUAAUCGGGUUUUUGGUCUAACAGCUGGUCAAGAUGAGGUUUAUAGGGAUACUCAACCAUUAAUUAGAUCUGUGAUGGAUGGGUACAAUGUUUGUAUUUUCGCUUACGGUCAAACUGGAUCAGGGAAGACUCACACUAUGAGUGGUCCUUCAGGUGGUAGUGGAACAUCUAAGGAUAUGGGAAUCAAUUAUCUGGCUCUUAAUGAUCUGUUUCAAAUGUCUAAUGAAAGGAGGGACAUCAUAAACUAUGAGAUUUAUGUUCAAAUGGUUGAGAUUUACAAUGAACAAGUUAGAGACCUACUUGCAGAGGACAAAACAGACAACAAAUUAGAAAUCCGGAGCUGCAAUGAUGAUGGGUUGAGCCUUCCUGAUGCUAGAUUGCGUUCAGUGAAUUCCACAAUUGACGUCAUCACCCUCAUGAAACUUGGUGAGGUUAAUCGUGCUGUCAGUUCAACUGCAAUCAACAAUAGGAGUAGUCGCUCCCACAGUGUACUUACUGUACAUGUUCAUGGCAAAGAUACAUCUGGGAGCUCCAUUCGGAGUUGCCUGCACUUAGUUGACCUUGCUGGAAGUGAACGAGUAGACAAGUCUGAAGUUACAGGGGAAAGACUAAAGGAAGCACAAUUUAUUAACAAAUCUCUUUCCUGUUUAGGAGAUGUGAUCACAGCCUUGGCUCAAAAGAAUUCUCACAUCCCUUACAGGAACAGCAAGCUCACACUUCUUUUGCAGGACUCGUUAGGUGGACAUGCUAAAACGUUGAUGUUUGCUCAUGUAAGUCCAGAAGCAGAUUCAUUUGGUGAAACAGUGAGUACUUUGAAGUUUGCUCAGCGGGUUUCCACUGUUGAACUGGGGGCAGCCCGUUUGAACAAAGAAGGCAGUGAGGUUAUGCAGCUUAAAGAACAGGUUGAGAACCUUAAGCUUGCAUUGGCAAACAAGGAAGCUCAGAGAGCAAUGUUCAAUAGAAUCAAGGAACCACACACUCCAUUAGAGAAACCAACACUGGUGUCUGAGAAAACUCCAUUGCCCCCUCGAAGACUUAGCAUUGAGAAUUGCAGCGCUGUAAAGACUGACAAAUCUGUGAAUCCUGAGGAUAAAAGUGGAGUCAAAUCACCUUUGUUACCUCGUUCAAGAAGAUUAAGCUUGGAAGGUUCAAAAAAUAUCAAGAAAGACAGUCUACAAACAAAAGCAUCAGCUGAUAUAAACAAAGCUUUACAGUAUGAGUCAGCAUAUCUGCAGAAACAUCGUUCACUGCAAGAUCCAGAAGCCGUGUCAAAGCUAAAUAGCCAUUUCAGCAAUGGCAACUCCAGGUCAGAGUUGCAUGCCAAAACUCCUCGAAGUCCUAUAAGCAUUUCCAAUCAGAAGAGAUUGAUAAAAGAUGGUGGAAUGCAAAUUCACCCUCUUAAACUACCUCAGACACCUGAACCACCAAUGCUGGAUAGAAAUGAUGCACAUUUUGCUGAUUCCCAGACAACUAAGGCAAUCAGUGGAACAAAUGGAAAGGGAUCUCAGAUAAGAAGAUCAUUGAGAACAAUUAGCAAACUUAUCAAUGGUCCUGAUAAGAGGAGCCAACCAAUUUUGGUUGAAGUGAAGUCACCCAUCAAGGGAUCUGGCCAUAAAAAUCAUGUAAAAUCCCCACUAACAGCUGUUGAGAAGACUAAAAGAAGGCAAUCUCUAACGGGAAUUCAAGCACCAGGGCCAAACAACUCUCGUAGAUCUUCUCUUGGAGGGAAGCCAAUAGUAUCAUAUGACAAGGACAAAAAUGCUAGAACUCCUCCAAUUCAUUCAGAGACUGCAAAAAGGUGGCUAUAGAUCAGUGCCAGUGGUGCUUUGACUCGAAGCACGCCCAUGACUUGACUUCAGUUUAGUACAAAGCUCCAUUUUAGUGGGAGUUUUUUGUUUUAUCAAGGAA